AUGCAGCCCAGGUCCAGAAUAAACUUGGUAAGAGGAGCACCAGGACGAGCCGCUAGAUCAGCGAGGACAGUCGUCGUCGCUGGUGUUCCAGAUGGCCUCCUGCACAACGACGUCAUGACUGACAUACUGGUGAUUCAUUUCCAAAUGGCGAAGAAUAACGGUGGAGACGUGGAAGACGUGAUGUACCCAACAAGGAAAGAAGGAGUUGCAUAUGUAACUUUUGAAGAUCAGGAAGUUGUAGAGAGCGUUCUGAAGAAGGGUGAACAUCUGCUAGAAGACAAGAGGCUGGCCGGGUACUAUCCGCUGAAAGUCACCCGUUACUGGGAAAACGUCUUCAGCUCCGUGACGUCUGUCCUUGAUAUGUCUGUUUUCAAAGAUCGGUUUGUUUUAGAAGAUCUGAUACAAGAAAUUAAAAAGAAGAGCACAGCUUUGAGCUUUGGUCCUCUGCGAUCCAAUGGGCUUAUUUCUGUUCAGGGGCCGUUUCCAGCCAUCAAACUGCUGAGAGACUUUCUCUUGCUAAAAGCAAAAUCCCUUUCGGAGGACAAAAGAGGAGAAAGUCAGUCCCAUCAGAGACCAAGGAGGAUGCUACAGCAACACAGACUUACCCCGGAGAUGAGUCAUUUCGUUCAUGAUGCAGAUGGGGUAAAACAAGUGGUUGUUCUUGACACGGAUAUAUAUCAGUACAUGAAGUGCUUUUUGCGCAGGACAUUCCAGGUAAAUGAUGACGUUGUGAUUUCUGACAUCACUGAUGGUGAUACAACUACAUUGUGUAUCGAGAGUGCUGGAAGGAGAUCUGAUGCUGGACAGGUAUUAAGAGUCAAAGAGAAAAUUGAACAUCAGUCUAUAGAACUCUAUAACACUUUACGUAAAGAAAGGAUCUGCUUUGAGGAGCGCACCAGAGAUGAAAAGGAGAGAUACAAACGGGUGUGUGGACGCCUAAAACCCCAUUACCCUUAUGUUUUGAUCAUUCCUUAUGAUACUCACAUUGAUAUUAUAGGAAAGUCUUCUGAGAUUCUUCAGUUUACAAAGGAAGUGAACGAUAAGAUUCAGAGCCUGUUCCAAACCCGGUAG
Messenger RNA from Leptosomus discolor (cuckoo roller), 1071 nucleotides. NCBI's taxonomy places the organism in Eukaryota, Metazoa, Chordata, Aves, Leptosomiformes, Leptosomidae. The record is from RefSeq and is a predicted model, not a curated record.